AUGGACCUGAGAUUGCCGAAGAACGGAUUCAGAGAAGGAUUCGAUCUAAAGUACCCCGAUGGCCGCGUGGCGCAACAACAUGACUUGAUCUCUUAUAACCAAAGCACGAAUUUUGAUUUUCUAUACUCGCGCUAUGCAGAGAUCUAUUAUGAUCAGAAUUGCAAUCCUGAGGUGGACAUUUCGCCCUCAAUUGCCGGUGGCGGCGGAGCCAUCUUCACGUCGGAUGUGGUAGGCCGAUUCAUGGAAAUGGCGCCAAAUGCUCGGACAGACCCGCUGUUCAAUCCCACAGGCCUGUCCCAGACUACUCCGUCCCUAGCGAGCAUGCAGCCGAACACUGGAUGGAUACACACCGACCAGACUAGGCCAGCGAACGCGGAUUUCCCAUCCUCGGCCAAAGCCUACAACACGACCUCCGUCCCCACCGCAGAGAACGCGUCUUCGGAGAACCGGAUCAUCUACCGAAGCGCGGGGGAUAAAGACCGACUUGAACUCCUUAUCCAUAUACUGUGUGAGCUCAAAGACACCCACGGAGUCACAGCAGACAAGCUCCGGAGAGCUGGUCAAAACGUGCGCUGCCAGAUCAUGCCGGCAGACCGUCUACAAAUCCUAGAUGAGAUUUAUUACGUGCGACAGAUGGAAGAGCGAUUUAUGGACGGAAAGAUUGAACCUAAUACCCUGCUCGUGGUGACGCAAACUCACCCCCCUGGGGCUAUCUACCAAGAGCACGGGCCGUCCGUUCGGGAACAUGCUGGCCCCAAUUUAGCGUCAGAUACCGAGUGUGAAGGGCGUUUCCCAGGUGGAGAUCGUAGCCCGUCGUCCAAUUACAGUGGCCCGCCGACGAUACAAUGUCACCAAACAUUACCGCCGUCGUCCGCUUUAGACCAUUCGAUGAUGACAGGUUCGAAGGCGGAUUCUUUCAGCAUACCUCCGCCCGCAAUAUCUCAGGAGACCCUAAGCACCUCGAAAGACAUGCACAAAGACCCGAACUAUAGAUCGGACUAUUGCUCUCAGCCAUUUGCUCCAGAGCAUCCCUGGUAUUGGCCAGCUGUGGCUCCUUUAUCGCAACAUCCAACAAAUUCAGGAUACGGCUUCUGA
Messenger RNA from Penicillium cinerascens, 1095 nucleotides. RefSeq lists its product as uncharacterized. Bases 1 to 1095 code for a protein of 364 amino acids. The transcript is spliced from 7 exons. NCBI's taxonomy places the organism in Eukaryota, Fungi, Ascomycota, Eurotiomycetes, Eurotiales, Aspergillaceae. The record is from RefSeq and is a predicted model, not a curated record.